Molecule: messenger RNA, 741 nt
Organism: Fonticula alba
Lineage: Eukaryota; Rotosphaerida; Fonticulaceae
Exons: 5
Coding region: 1-741 (246 amino acids)
Biological process (GO): endoplasmic reticulum unfolded protein response
Cellular component (GO): Hrd1p ubiquitin ligase ERAD-L complex; endoplasmic reticulum membrane
Molecular function (GO): misfolded protein binding; ubiquitin-specific protease binding
Source: RefSeq, a predicted model, not a curated record
AUGAGGAAUGAAAUUGUCGAGUGGGCGACGUCCAUUCCGCCGGUGACGCGCUUUUUCUUCUUCGGGACACUCCUUCUGAGCGCCCUCGCUCCGAUGGUCCUCCCCCGGCGCGUGCUGUCGCUCUUCCUGCUCGAGUCUGGCGCCAUCAUGAAACUCGAGAUCUGGCGCUUCAUCACCGCGGCCCUCUUCUAUGGCGGCCCUUCCUUCGCCUUGCUCAGCCAUCUGUUCAUGCUCUACUCGUAUGGGCGCCGGCUGGAGGAGACCAACUUCGCCGGGCGCCGGGCCGACUAUGUCUUCGCCAUCACCAUGCUCCUGGCGGUCAUCUCUGCCGUUUCUUUCUUCUUCAACCUCCGCAUCACCGGGUCCUCCCUCACGCAGGCCAUCAUCUACAUUUGGUCUCAGCUCAACCGCGACGUCAUCGUCACCUUCUUCUUCGGCAUCAACUUCAAGGCUGCCCUGCUUCCGUGGGCCUUCAUCGCCUUUGACAUCCUGACCGGUGUGUCGCCACUGUCCUCGUUCAUCGGCAUUGUGGCCGGCCAUGCAUACUACUUCACCACCUUCGAGUGGCCGACCUCCUCCGGGCGCCCACCCAUCUUCCAGACCCCGGGCAUUUUCCGCGACAUCUUCGGCGCCGACGACCGUCCUCCCACCGUGCAGAGCGCCGACGGCGCCCCUCCAUCCCCACCCACCGGCUCCGGCAGCACUCGCCAAUGGGCCACCGGUCCGAGCCGCCGGAUCUGA